Messenger RNA from Auxenochlorella protothecoides, 273 nucleotides. RefSeq lists its product as hypothetical. Lineage: Eukaryota; Viridiplantae; Chlorophyta; Trebouxiophyceae; Chlorellales; Chlorellaceae. Bases 1 to 273 code for a protein of 90 amino acids. Gene Ontology annotation, cellular component: mitochondrial membrane. The transcript is spliced from 2 exons. The record is from RefSeq and is a predicted model, not a curated record.
AUGAGUAAGAACAAGUCGUUUGCAUUCGCCAAAGCCGGUCUGCCCUUCAUCGUGCUGACCGUCGGUGGCUGGGUCGGUCUCUCGAAGACCAUUCAAGGCCGAAUUGAUGCCCAGGAGGCUCAAACCAAGGAGCUGAACCUGCAUGCACCGGCAGCCAAGCAGCGCUCCAAGAAGUUUGAUCUCCAUGAGGAGAUGGACCGGCUGAGGGCCAACGUGGACAUAGAUCACUAUGAGCUGAAGCCUGUGCCUCGUCUGCCCGAUGAGGAUGAAUGA